Poeciliopsis prolifica (blackstripe livebearer) is the source of this 8274-nucleotide messenger RNA. RefSeq names its product ubiquitin specific peptidase 32 (gene usp32). The coding region runs from base 138 to 5015 and encodes 1625 amino acids. The record is from RefSeq and is a predicted model, not a curated record. Gene Ontology annotation, molecular function: cysteine-type deubiquitinase activity; calcium ion binding. Gene Ontology annotation, biological process: protein deubiquitination. Lineage: Eukaryota; Metazoa; Chordata; Actinopteri; Cyprinodontiformes; Poeciliidae. The transcript has 33 exons. Gene Ontology annotation, cellular component: Golgi apparatus.
ACAUUCAGCGGUUCACCAUAUAGACACACCGCCUGGGACCCGUUUCACAAUAAACAGAAAAGGCAUCAACAGUUACUGUCUGAGCCGCUCGGGUUGUAAACGCUGCUUUUCUCAGAUCGCAAUGAAACGAGGGGAGCAUGGGGGCUAAAGAGUCGAGGAUAGGAUUCCUGUCGUAUGACGAAGCUGUCAAGAGAGUUACUGAUGUGGAACUGAAGCGGCUGAAGGAUGCCUUCAAGAGAACCAGCGGUCUGUCAUGUUACAUGACCCAACAGUGUUUCUACAGAGAAGUGCUGGGAGAUGGGGUUCCCCCGAAGGUUGCAGAGGUGAUCUACAGCUCGUUUGGAGGCUCCUCUAAAGGGCUGCACUUUAACAACCUGAUAGUGGGGCUAGUGCUGCUGACCAGAGGGCGUGAUGAGGAGAAGGCUAAGUACCUCUUCAGCCUGUUUGCCAGUGAUCUCAGUGGAUAUGCUGCCAGGGAAGAUAUCGAGGCAGUUCUGCAGGCCCUUGAUGGAGAAGUCCCGUCCUCCCUGAAGAGGUGCUUCGCAGAGAGUGACAAGGUCAACUAUGAGCGCUUCAGGAACUGGCUGCUGCAGAACAAGGAGGCCUUCACUCUGUCUCGAUGGCUUCUCUCUGGAGGAGUGUGUGUCACGCUGACAGAUGACAGUGACACGCCCACCUUCUACCAGACCCUCGCUGGCGUCACACACUUGGAGGAGUCGGACAUAAUAGACUUGGAGAAGCGCUACUGGCUGCUCAAAGCCCAGUCCAGAACUGGCCGCUUUGAUUUGGAAACCUUCGUCCUGCUGGUGUCUCCUCCUAUCCAUUCCUCUCUGAGUGAAGGUCUGUUUCACGCCUUCGAUGAAAAUCGGGACAAUCACAUAGACUUCAAAGAGAUCUCUUGUGGACUCUCAGCGUGCUGUAGGGGGCCUGUUGCUGAAAGGCAGAAAUUUUGCUUCAAAGUGUUUGAUGUGGACCGUGACGGGAUUCUGUCUCGAGAUGAGCUCCAUGAGAUGGUUGUUGCCUUGCUGGAGGUGUGGAAGGACAAUCGCACAGACACAAUCCCUGAGCUGACCAGCAGCGUCUCAGACAUAGUGGAGGAAAUUGUGAAGAUGCAUGACACGACCAAGUUGGGUCACUUGACCCUUGAAGACUACCAGAUCUGGAGCGUGAAGAGCGCUUUGGCCAACGAGUUCCUGAACCUGCUCUUCCAGGUUUGCCACAUAGUGCUGGGCCUCAGACCUGCCACUCCUGAAGAGGAAGGGCAGAUCAUCAGGGGGUGGUUAGAGAGGGAGAGCAGACAUGGGCUGCAGCAGGGCCAAAGCUGGUUCCUGAUCUCCAUGCUGUGGUGGCAGCAGUGGAAGGACUAUGUUAAAUAUGAGCAUAAAGGCAUCGUUGUGGAGCAGCCGUCCAUUCUGAGCUCACUCAGGCCCCUGACAGCCAUGGCCACCGUGGAUCCCGUAAACCCUGACAGGCCCGGGGGUCUGGGGACCUUCGGCCCCUUCAGUCCCUCAGAGGAAAAGUCUCCUGAUGCUGUGUCCAGUGCCUCAGAAGCAACAGAAACUGCACUGAGUCCUCAGCUGGCUCCCUCUGCAGCAGAGAGCUGCUUCGCCCGUCAGCACAACAUUUCAGAAAACAACAAUCAGUGUUUUUCUGGAGCCAAUGGCCACCUGCCCUCCCAGCUGACAGCACAGAGGCCUGGAGCCAUCGACAACCAGUCUCUGGUCACCACCGACCCCAUAAAGGCCCCUACGUUAACUAUGGAGGGUGGCAGACUGAAGCGCUCUUUGCAGCUGGUGCCUGGUAGAGACUUUGAGAUGGUGCCAGAGCCUGUGUGGCGGGCCCUCUACCACUGGUACGGUGCCAACCUGAGCCUGCCACGACCGGUUAUCCUGGAAAGCAAGACUGGUCAAGCAGAGCUGGAGCUGUUCCCCCGCUACCUCCUGUUCCUCCGCCAGCAGCCCGCCACACGCUCCCCUCAGUCCAACAUCUGGGUCAAUAUGGGUAUGACCAGCCUGCGAAUGUUCCCUCCGUAUUUGCCACCACCAAGAGGAAAUGUGCCGUCUCCUAACGCUCCUCUGAAGAGGAUGCUGGCGUACACAGGCUGCUUCAGCCGCAUGGCCACCAUCAAGGACAUCCACCUGUACCUGUCACAGCGGCUCCGCAUCAAGGAGGAGGACAUGAGACUCUGGCUCUACAACAGUGAGAACUACCUGACCCUGCUUGAUGAUGAAGACCACACUCUGGAGAGUCUGAAGAUCCAGGAUGAGCAGCAGCUAGUUAUUGAGGUCAGGAACAAAGACAUGAGCUGGCCUGAGGAAAUGUCCUUCAUCGCCAACAGCAGCAAAAUGGACAGACACAAAGUUCCUACUGAGAAAGGAGCAACUGGUCUCAGUAACCUUGGCAACACGUGUUUUAUGAACUCCAGCAUUCAGUGUGUGAGCAACACCAAGCCUCUGUCGGACUACUUUCUGUCGGGGAGACAUCUGUAUGAACUCAACAGGAUCAAUCCCAUCGGGAUGAGGGGUCACAUGGCCAAGUGUUAUGGAGACUUGGUGCUGGAGCUGUGGAGUGGGACCCAGAAGAGUAUUGCUCCUCUCAAACUCAGGUGGACGAUAGCAAAGUAUGCCCCUCGCUUCAACGGCUUCCAGCAGCAGGACUCCCAGGAGCUGCUGGCGUUCCUCCUGGAUGGCCUCCAUGAAGACCUGAACCGGGUCCAUGAGAAGCCAUAUGUGGAGCUGAAGGACAGCGAUGGGCGGCCAGACUGGGAGGUGGCUUCUGAGGCCUGGGAGAACCACCUUCGCAGGAACCGCUCCAUCGUGGUGGAUCUGUUCCACGGUCAGCUCAAGUCCCAGGUCAAGUGUAAAACCUGUGGCCACAUCAGCGCUCGCUUCGACCCCUUCAACUUCCUGUCCCUUCCUCUGCCCAUGGACAGCUCCAUGCACCUGGAGAUCACUGUUAUUAAACUGGACGGCUCCACGCCGGUGCGGUACGGACUGAGGCUGAACAUGGAUGAGAAAUACACGGGGCUGAAGAAGUUGCUGAGUGAGCUGUGCAUCCUGAAGCCGGAGCAGAUCCUCCUGGCUGAGGUCCAUGCUUCCAACAUCAAGAACUUCCCUCAGGACAACCAGAAGGUGCGUCUCUCUGUCAAUGGCUUCCUCUGUGCGUUUGAGGUCCCGGUGCCGGGUUCGCCAACAUCUCUGAGCUCACCCCCACUCACAGGUUAUUCUCCUUAUUGGAGGUCUGCAUGGUCCUCUACUACUGUCUCUGCAUUUUCUAUUUUCAUCAUCUUUUGCCUUUUUCGACCAGACAUCUCUCCAACAACCAAAGGCUCAGCUGCUACCAGGCACCUAAUCGCUAACGGUGGGCCUGGCACACUGAUACCCAGCAGCCCAGAGACGCCUCUGGUCAAUGGGGUUGCCAACGGACAUAUGAGCCCCAUGCAGGACAGCCCUUUCAUUGGAUACAUCAUCGCCAUGCACAGAAAGAUGAUGCGGACAGAGUUGUACUUCCUGUCAUCUCAGAAGAACCGGCCCAGCCUGUUUGGGAUGCCGCUCAUCGUCCCCUGCACUGUCCACACCAGUAAGAAGGACCUGUAUGACGCAGUCUGGAUCCAAGUGUCCCGACUGGCCAGCCCACUGCCCCCCCAGGAGGCCAGCAACCAUGCUCAGGACUGUGAUGACAGCAUGGGGUACCAGUACCCCUUCACUCUGCGGGUGGUGGGGAAGGACGGCAACUCGUGUGCUUGGUGUCCCUGGUACAGGUUCUGUCGAGGCUGCACCAUAGAGUGUACAGAGGACAGAGCAUCUGUAGGGAAUGCUUAUAUAGCUGUGGACUGGGAUCCCACCGCUCUGCACCUUCGCUACCAGACCUCCCAGGAGAGGAUUGUGGAGGAGCACUGCAGUGUGGAGCAGUCUCGACGAGCCCAGGCUGAGCCCAUCAGCUUGGACAGCUGUCUGAAGGCAUUCACCAGCGAAGAGGAGCUGGGGGAGGAUGAGCUCUACUACUGCUCAAAGUGCAAGACCCACCGGCUGGCCACUAAGAAGUUGGACUUGUGGAGGCUCCCUCCCAUCCUGAUUGUCCACCUGAAGCGCUUCCAAUUUGUCAACGGUCGCUGGAUAAAGUCUCAGAAGAUUGUUAAAUUCCCUCGAGAGAGUUUUGACCCCAGCGCCUUCCUGGCUCCCAGAGAUCUGGAGCAUCGCUCUCUGCACUCACGCAGCGAGAGUGAGGACCUCCUGAGGGUCAGGGAAGACAACCUGUCCUCCAUCUCUGCUCCGGCUGGCUUCUGCAACCUGCCCAAAGCCUCUCCAGCCUCCAGCAGAAGAUCAACACCAUCUCUCAGUCGGAACAGCAGCCCCUCCGGUAGUCCAAAGCCUGCUGGUCGCAGGUCAGCCCGGCUGCGGCUGCCGCAGCUUGGCAGCAAGCACCGGCUCUCCAGCAGCAAGGAGAACUUAGACGGAGCUGCGUCCUCUGAAGCCGAAUCCCAGGACGGUGCGCCGCAGGCGGACACAGAGGAGAGGGUGGCGAUAGCGGCAGGACCAGGGCCUAUGGGCUCCAGCGAUCAGGCGGCAUCAGAGUCAUCCUGCGGCACAGAGGCGUCCAGCAGCCACUGUGACGUAAUCUUGAUGAAUGGAGAUAGCAACGGAAUGGGGUCAGACUGCAGCAUAGAGAGCAACGUGGAUCCUGAUAGUUCUUUGCUUCAUCACAGGGACAUGUGUCUGGAUCCCCUCUACAACCUCUAUGCAAUAUCAUGUCAUUCAGGAAUCAUGGGAGGGGGCCACUAUGUGACAUAUGCCAAAAACCCCAAUGACAAGUGGUACUGUUACAAUGACAGUAGCUGCAAGGAAGUUCACUCUGAGGAGAUUGACACCGACUCGGCCUACAUCCUGUUCUACGAGCAGCAGGGAGUCGACUACUCCCAGUUCCUGCCAAAGAUCGACGGCAAAAAGAUGGCAGACACCAGUAGCAUGGACGAAGACUUUGAGUCUGACUACAAGAAGUACUGUGUCCUUCAGUGAGCGCGCCGCCUUCCAGUCACUACACUACACCUGCGCUCCGCUCUGGUUCUGGGCAGGAAGCGCCAGCUGUUUGGAUCCUCCCAGACUGCUAACGGCUCGGAGCCACGCCUCUGUCCGCCUGCAUGGAGGCAUCGCAGCACUUCUAACCAACCCAAAUCUAGAUUAGUCACACCUUCUCCUCCCCUUCUUCCCCAAAGCACUAAUGUGGUACAAGUGAAAGCCCAAUGAAAACAAAAAAAAUAAAAAAUAUAACAAUCCUCCUUUAUGUGUAUUUUGCCAUAGCAAACCUGUAACAUUCAGCUGAACCUCACAGAUCUCUGAAUGUAUGCCGAUGUGGCCGAGUCAUGAAGUGAUGUUACUUUCUCACUGUACAUUGGUCACCUGUGAUGACGGGAGGAGAGAAAGCAUUUCCGCCUGAGGUUGUCAUCAGAGGAAGAACAGCGUCUCUGUUUUCUGGGUCUGGAAUGCCAUUGGAGAAUAGUUAAAGUUCAGUACAUACAUGCUGGUAUCAUAUGUGAUGCCCAGGCCAUUAUGGAUUUGAAACUUCUUAUCUAGACUAUUUGAUACUGUGAGAUGCUUUUAUAGCUGUUUUAUUAGGGUAAUGUGUCACUAGGAUUAAUAUCAUAUGCUACCUCAUCACUUCCCAUCAUGCAGUCUGUGCAGCAGCUGUAGCCUAAAUGUAUGAAACAGUGUUAAUGAGAAAUAUGUUGUUCCUUCCGCUGUAGGAGACGAGGUACUUGCAUUUCAGAGUUUCCACACACACAAAAAUAGAGGAAAUGCAGCGCUCUGAACCUGAACCCCACGGCUGCCAAAUGACUGGUGUAGAUGUGUGUAAAGCCACAACUCCAGGAGCUCACCUGGAAACCUCCAUUUAUUCUGGAGAGGUGCCAUGAUAAAAAAAAACAGAAGCAUAAAUAUGUCCAGUAUAUGUUCAUGACUUUGUCCCUGGAUUCUGGGGAGGUGGCGUUUUAUAAGACAUGUUUUAUUUUUGUAUAUAGAAAGGCUUUCUGUUGAGGCGGAUCUUUUUAGAUCAGACCUGGAUAUCUAGCUGAAGCCACGCCCACAGGAAGCAAACUUCUCUUUGCACCUUACCCCUGCUGCAGUUCCCUUCUGUCACUUUACACAUCUUUCUGAUGAUUAAAUCUUUGCAACCUUGGAAACAAACCUGGAAUAUUUAGGGAGAACAAAUGUUAACUGUACUAUCAUCAAGAAUUUUAUUAGUGGUUUUAUUAUUCUGAUAUUUAAUCAAUAACCUAAAAAAACUUGAUUGAUGCAGCUGAGCCUUCGAAUUGUAAUUAUUCAAGUGAUGUCAAUUUAAAGGGAUAGUACCCACUUUUUGAAGUGAGAUUUUGUUCAGAGACUCUUAAAACUACUGCAGUCUCAAAGAAUUUCCUGAACUUAAUGUACACAUUGGUUCAUAAAUCUUUAAACCAGUCAUACUUGCUAUGGACGUAUUUCUAGUGAGAAUUUUAGUUGGUUGGAAAGUUAGUUGGUUAAUCACAGGAGCAGGUGGAACAUGUGCAGCAAAGCAGAAAGAGGUAAAUGUACCAGUAUAUGUUUCACAUUUGAAGGCCAUUAUGGCCCAAUUUACCUGCAAACAGGGACAGAUUUCUGUGUAAAUAAGAAUUUAAUGCAAACAUGACUGCACUGAAAGAUUUGUAAAAUAGUGUUAACAUAACUCAUGAUGCUUAUUUUGAGAUUUCCGUUCAAAAAAUAAAAGUCUGUUUUAGCCUCGCUUUGGCUCUACUGAAAGUAGGAUAUUGACUGCUCAUGACCUCACACCUGAACCCCACUUCAGGAGAUUUCUAGUUAUAAUUAAUAUCUGAACCAUCUUCAGCCUGCCACUGGUUCAAAGUAAAUGUGAGCGGAAGUGAUUUCCACCUGAUUCGGCUCCAAAGUCAAACAGGUUUUUCAUAAGAUCAGCUGGUUACUUAUGAUCUUGUGCUGAUCUGGUGUCAGAUUUGUAAGCCCCUUUACAGAUUUUUUCAGACAACCUGCUGAUGUGGGCUGAUGGUAAAGUCUGACAUCAGAUGACUCAUGAUUACUGUACAAAUUAAAUAUGUGCAGUAGCACCAAAGGUUUUGAGUUCAUAACAUGACAUCUCAGCACACAUUCAGCUAAAACAAGUUCCAACGGCCUCAAAAUGAGAUUUGUUUGCACCAUUAACUCCCAGCAUGAAUUGAAAAGAUAAAGCUACACUGCAUUCCUUAAGUGAGCAGCUUGGUCAAAAGUUUCUGUCAAUUCAGCUGAAUGCAAGCGCAAAGGCAAACAUGUUUCUUUCACUUAAAGCUGGAUCUGUUUUAAGUUGAUCAUUAGUAGUAGGAAACCUCUGCAGCUGAAAUGUCCUCCGGCUCCCCCAUAACACACACGCGCACACACACCAAAUGUUUGCUUCCUUUUUAGCUGCUGUCUCCAAGGAGAAGACAUUGUUCUGGAGAAUAUGUGUUAGAAUGAAGUCUUCUUUUCCUUUGCAAAGACUGUUGAAUGAAUGAAAGUAUGCAGAUGAGUGCUAUUUAUGUUUGCUCUGAACGCUGUUUUAUUUCUCCACCUUUCUGCCUUUUAGCUGAGCUAUUUAUGACGUUCAGUUUUAUGUGUUUGAAAUGACUUAAAGGGAAAAUUGCAGUAAGGAUCAGAUCAGUCAAGAACCCAUUUUCUAGUGUUGCAUUCAGUUAUAUGCCCAGUACAUGUCAGUUUUUGAUUUUGUUGUUUUCUGUCCAUAAAUGUGCCCUCAGGCCACCUGCAGCUCAAACUGUUGUUAAAAAUAGGGGCUAAUUUUAGCACAAUUUUCAGAAAUCUAAAAAUCUGCCCAAUGGAACCAAUCUGUUAGCUGAGGCUGGACAAACAGACCCAGUUAAACCACAGGGCUGAUGCCCCCUGCCCCACCCCUCACCCUGCACAUAACUUCAGCAUGUUGGCAGGCGGAGCGAUCUACUACUGAGCUGUCUGUUUGUAGCCUCUUUUUAUUUAACUUCUGUACUUGCAGCUUGAAAGCUGACUUGUUAAUUUAAGAAUAAAAAAGACGCAUUUUUGUAAGGUGUUUGUUGAAAGAAAGUGACAUUGCACUGACAUUAAAACAUGUACAUAAAGUGUUUUGUAAAUAAGCCAAUGAAAAUUGUGUAUUUGAAUAUGAUCUGUACAAACUAUUGUACUUGUAGUUGUAUAUGGAGUGAUACUGUUGAUCUGUAACAAAAUAACCAAGCAACAAAUUAAACUGCAAAUGAAAUUACAUUCAUUAAAAAUAUUGUUUUUAUUGUUCAAA